Messenger RNA from Pararge aegeria (speckled wood butterfly), 2566 nucleotides. Its product is annotated as transducin beta-like protein 3. The transcript has 2 exons. Gene Ontology annotation, biological process: endonucleolytic cleavage in 5'-ETS of tricistronic rRNA transcript (SSU-rRNA, 5.8S rRNA, LSU-rRNA); endonucleolytic cleavage to generate mature 5'-end of SSU-rRNA from (SSU-rRNA, 5.8S rRNA, LSU-rRNA). Lineage: Eukaryota; Metazoa; Arthropoda; Insecta; Lepidoptera; Nymphalidae. The record is from RefSeq and is a predicted model, not a curated record. Gene Ontology annotation, cellular component: 90S preribosome; small-subunit processome; nucleolus. Bases 159 to 2546 code for a protein of 795 amino acids. Gene Ontology annotation, molecular function: U3 snoRNA binding; protein binding.
CAAGAAUUGUCAAAAGGGACUGUAUUUACUUUUUGUUUCUUGGUUAUUCCACGUGCUGUCUUAUGAAAGACCUCCAAACAUUCUUAAACCAUGUUUAAUUGUUUACGGUUGAAGAGUAAUAAAUAAACCCUUGAUUUGCCAAAUAUCGAUAAUUCAAUAUGGCUAAUGCUCUUAAAGAGGUGUAUGAAAAAACAGCAGAAUAUGAAGCAUUUUAUACAGGUGGUGAUAUACAAUGGACCACAGAUGGUGGACAUUUUCUUUGCCAAUGUGAUGAUGUAAUAAAAGUCAUUGAUGUAAACACUUUCUGCAAUAUCCUCACUAUAGGAGAUACCUUAGAGGAAAGGGAUGGAAGUGAUCAAAUAUAUACUUUUAAAUUGUCACAUGAUAAUCAAACUGUUAUAACUGCUCACAAAAGUGGGCUAAUUAAACUUUGGGAUAAAGAAACUGGUAAACAAGUAAAGGUUUGGCGAUCAGGUCACAAGGGAGCUGUUGCUAAAUUAGCCUUUGACUCUAGCGAUGGCAAUGUUGCAUCAGGUGGGACAGAUGGGAAUAUACGAUUAUGGGAUAUAACCCAUUACACUUGUACAAGUAGCUUAAGAGGAGCAUUAGGUGUGUUUACAGUCCUUAAAUAUCAUCCUGAUUCUUCUAAACAACUUGUAUUUGGAGCGGCAGAUGAUACUAAAAUACGGUCAUGGGAUUCUAAAACUGGUAAAGACAACUUAAUAUAUAGCGGUCAUUUUAGUAAAGUUACUUCAUUGCAAUUUACAUCUGAUAGUGAAUACAUGAUAAGUUCCGGAAGGGACAGAGUUCUCAUACUGUGGAAACUUGGAGAAAGUAAAGCUUUAAGAGUAAUUCCAGUUUAUGAGAGUAUUGAAACAAUUAUUCUAAUGCCACCUUCUUUUAAAGUACCUAAUUUUAAGAAAAAAUUAGAAACUGAAGGAAUUUAUGUUGCUUGUGCUGGUGAAAAGGGUGUUGUUAAAAUAUGGAAUGUAUUAAUGAGCCGGCUUAUGUUUGAACAAUCUAACAGCCUUGUAUCUCCUGCAACUGAGGAAGGUGGGUUGGCAGUAACACAUUUGCUGUACAAUGAAGCAAGAAAUAUGCUCUCUGUUUCUACAGCUGACCAUAAUAUUAUAAUUCAUGAUUUGGAAACAUUUACAUGUGUGAAACAAAUGAUUGGCUUUACAGAUGAAAUAUUAGAUAUUAUAUUUGUUGGAAAAGAUGAAUCACAUAUUAUUGUGGCAACUAACAGUAGAGAUUUGAAGCAUUAUGAACUAGGUAGUAUGAAUUGUAAGCUGAUAAAAGGUCAUACUGAUAUUGUCUUAGCUUUGGCAAAUUUUCCAACUAAACCAAAUGUAUUUGUUUCCUCUGGAAAAGAUAACUCUGUAAGAAUUUGGGUUCAUGAUGAGCAAAAUGAAAUAAAAUGCUUUGGGGUUGGUGUUAGACAUACUGGCUCUGUUGGCUCUGUUUUUACCUCACAGACAUCCAAUAGUUUCUUUGCUUCUGUAAGUCAAGACAACUGUUUGAAACUGUGGACUGUACCUGUUGAUCAAGAAAAUAAUGAUCAGAAAAUGAAAUCAAGUCACACCGAAUUGGCUCAUAACAUGGAUAUCAACUGUGUUGCUAUAUCACCAAAUGACAAAAUAAUAGCAACUGGUUCACAGGAUAAGACUGCAAAACUUUGGACUGAAGAUCUAUCUUUAUUGGGAAUAUUAAAAGGUCAUAGAAGGGGUAUUUGGUGUGUACGAUUUUCAUCUGUGGAUCAAGUAGUUUUAACUUCUUCAGCUGAUUGUACAUUGAAAUUGUGGUCUAUUGCAGACCUUAGUUGCUUGAAAACAUUUGAAGGACAUGAAAGCUCUGUUCUUAAAAUUGAAUUUUUAAGUAAGGGCCAGCAAAUAAUAUCAAGUGGAGCUGAUGGUCUUUUGAAACUUUGGAAUAUUAAGAAUUCGGAAUGUAAAAUGUCUUUGGAUAAUCAUGAUGGCAAAGUUUGGUCCUUAGCUGUGAAUAAAAGUGAAUCCCUCAUUAUAACUGGAGGAUCAGAUUCUAAGUUAGUUACUUUAAAAGAUGUGUCAAUGGAAAGACGUGAAACAUUAGCAAAGGAGAGAGAGGAUCUUAUCCUACAAGAACAAGAACUUGUGAACUUAUUACAUGAUAAAAAGUUAGUCAAAGCACUGAAACUAGCAUUAAGAAUGGAAAGACCUUUGCAUGUCUUAAAAAUUGUUAAUGAAGUUUUGAAAUAUGGCAAAGAUAAAUUGUCUGAAACAUUAAAAGAAAUAAAUAACACGCAAAAAGAAACAUUACUGAGAUUCGCCACUGAAUGGAAUACAAAUAACAAGAACUGUCAUGCUGCUCAGUUUGUAUUUUAUAUUUUAGCUCCCGAAAUUAUAUCAGGCAGUCUUCAAGUGCCAUCUCUAGCAAGUCUUGUUGAAGGUUCAUUGCCAUACACUGAAAGACAUUUUGAAAGAUUGACAAAUUUAUUGCAAGACCUUAAUUUUAUUUCUUACACUGUUAAUUGUAUGCAACCUCACGCUGUUAAAAGCGUCGAAUAAUAUAAAUACCUAUCCUAACU